AUGGGCAGAAGCACCAAGGAGACAAGUAGCACUGGCACGACGACUACUUCGGCUACAGGUCGGAGUUCCGGCGGCGAUCUCGGCGCUGGGAGUGCCGGUGGGACCGGCGAUCUCGGCGCUGGGAGUGCCCGCGGAGAUGACGGGUCACGUGGGACAGAGGAUGGGUCUUCUUCGCACGGUGAAGCGCGUGCGAAGACCGACGGAGGGGCCACCGGGGCUGUCUCGCCAGAUGCUUUGCGGGAUGGAGACGGUCGCGGCGAGCCGAGCAUUCCACUGGAUGCUUACAUAGGACACGAGGAGCCCAAGGAUUCGGCUGUCGACGAGGGUCUGCCGGACGAUGCAAAGGUCGAAACGACCGUGGCCGUGACCAGCAUUGGUCUCCAAACCACCUCGCAGGGCAUUCAGGCCGACUCCGACUUGGAGGAAGAGGUGAGCAUUGAGGAGACUCCUGGUCCUCCGGGCGAUUUUCAGUCCCUCGUGAAGCAGGUCUUCCGGCUCUAUGCCUCUGGCUACUCCAAGGGUCGUUUCGUCUUCAUUCGGAACCCGGAUCUGUCACGCUUCAUGGAGGACUCCAAGCACAUCCUCCCUGGCUUUCGGAAGAGGUUCCGCCGCUUCAAACGGAUCUUCGAGUCGCUCUUCGACGACACCAUCCAACUGCAAUGUGACAUGCCGGGUCAAGGCCUGCGUAUCACGGCAGGCUUGACGCUGGACUGGUUCCAAGUCUUCGUUCAGAAGGUGGUUCGGCGCAUUGGGAUGGAAGUGAUGAGCUUCUUCGCAGCUCUUCUGGAAUCGCAGCUUUACUAA
Molecule: messenger RNA, 804 nt
Organism: Durusdinium trenchii
Lineage: Eukaryota; Dinophyceae; Suessiales; Symbiodiniaceae
Source: the annotation of a GenBank genome assembly